Messenger RNA from Aphanomyces astaci, 1301 nucleotides. Its product is annotated as chaperone DnaJ, variant. Bases 25 to 1014 code for a protein of 329 amino acids. Gene Ontology annotation, biological process: response to heat; protein refolding. The transcript is spliced from 6 exons. Gene Ontology annotation, molecular function: Hsp70 protein binding; ATP binding. Gene Ontology annotation, cellular component: cytoplasm. NCBI's taxonomy places the organism in Eukaryota, Oomycota, Saprolegniomycetes, Saprolegniales, Verrucalvaceae. The record is from RefSeq and is a predicted model, not a curated record.
UAAUUGUGCGGCUGAUCAACCAUAAUGCGGUUGCGGCAUUGCUUGUACUUUGUGGCCCUUCUGGCGCUUGGGUCGCUGUCCCAGGCUCAUGACCACCAUCACCACCACCAUGAGGACUACUACGAUGUCUUGGGCGUCGGCAUGGACGCAUCCGAGGGCGACAUCAAGAAAGCGUAUCGAAAGCUGAGUCUCCAAUACCACCCGGACAAGAACAAGGGCAAUAGCGAUGCUGAAGCCAAGUUCCAAAGUAUCUCGCGGGCGUAUGAGAUCUUGACCAACCCCGAGCUCAAGGACAUUUACGAUUUCGAGGGCGAAGAAGGGCUGCAACGCCAUCAAAAUCAAGGCAACCGACCGUCCAGUCCAUUUGACCAAUUCUUUGGAGGCGGCGGGGGCCGUCAACGCGGCCCAGAUGCUGCAGUCGAAGUCCAAGUGACGUUGGAAGAACUGUACAACGGCGGGGAAAAGAGCGUGACCUUUAAACGAAAUGUCAUUUGUCGCAAAUGCAAAGGCACGGGGGCUAAGGAUGGAGUGACCAAGCCAUGCAAAACAUGUGGCGGCCAGGGCGUGGUACUCGUCAACCAGCAAAUGGGUCCAGGAUUUACGGUGCAGAUGCAACAGCAAUGUCCCAAAUGUGGCGGGCGGGGCAAAACGUUCAAGUCCAAAUGUCCACAUUGCCAUGGCCACAAGGUGGUUGAAGAGAUGAAAACCAUCACGGGGGUGAUCGAGCGCGGGAUGCCUUCGAAUCACGAGAUUGUAUUUGAACGCCAUGGCGAGCAGCAUCCAGGAGUCUUACCUGGCGACAUCAUCAUGCGCCUCGCGCAGCAGCCCCACCGCGUGUUCCGGUACUUUGCCGUUUGUCUUCUAGUAGCGUUUAUAUUGAGUGGGUUUGCAGCCGGGCGGGGGACGAUUUGCAUGCGCAAGUGCAAAUUUCACUGCAAGACGCGCUGCUGGGCUUUUCGUCGACGCUGGCCCACUUGGAUGGCCACAAAGUCGAGGUGGCCCAUGCCGGCGUGACCAAACCAUUUCAAGUGCGCCGUAUCGCAGAGGAAGGCAUGCCCCACCACCACGUGCCGUCGCAGCACGGGGACCUCUACGUCACGCACCACAUCCGGUUCCCCACCAAGCUCACGGACGCCCAAAGGGAACUUGUGACACGGUUGCUGCCGUAACUUGUACAAGCAAAGUGGUUUGAAAUGUCGUUGGGUAUUGAACUGGUAGUAGUCGAACGAACUCUCGCCAUGUUCGUGUAUCAAUCAGACAAUAAUAAUACACGAUCGUCAGCAUACAUACAUAUUCAUCAA